CACAGUCAAAGGGUACUAUCGGUAAUCCUACUUGUUUAUUAUUUGUCCCAUGCGCAGUGAAGGCACCAUUGGUUUGUCUUAAGAGCAGCUGCCAUUCCCUGAUUCGGGCAGAAAACCAAAGGAGUGUGGUCAUUUUAAUACUGCUGAUAUUAGAUUUGAAGAAGCAGUGCCACACUACUGUAUUCAAGGCUGUUCACGUUGUGUAAGCAGAAAGCGUGUUAGCAUCUGAGAAAUCCUUGUGACUAUAAUGAACGGCCAGCUAAACGGCUUCCACAACAGCUAUAUGCGUGAGGACGACUGUUUUCUCUUCACGUCUGAAUCUGUGGGAGAAGGACACCCUGACAAGAUAUGUGAUCAAAUCAGUGAUGCUGUGUUAGACGCACAUCUUAUGCAAGAUCCAGAUGCCAAAGUAGCUUGUGAGACUGUGGCUAAGACGGGGAUGAUCCUGUUGGCAGGGGAGAUCACCUCAAGGGCCAGUGUUGAUUAUCAGAAAGUUGUGCGUGAGACCAUCAAGCAUAUUGGCUAUGAUGAUUCCUCGAAAGGGUUUGACUAUAAAACCUGUAAUGUUUUGGUGGCACUGGAACAGCAGUCGCCUGACAUUGCUCAGGGAGUUCAUCUCGAUCGCAGAGAGGAAGAUGUUGGUGCUGGUGACCAGGGCUUAAUGUUUGGGUAUGCCACAGAUGAGACGGAUGAGUGUAUGCCGUUAACUAUUAUCUUGGCUCAUAAGCUCAAUGCCAAAAUGGCAGAGCUGCGCAGAGAUCAAACGCUGCCAUGGCUCAGACCUGACUCCAAAACUCAGGUAACUGUUCAGUACCGGCAAGAUCGAGGAGCCAUGGUGCCAUUACGGGUCCAUACCAUUGUGAUUUCAGUGCAGCAUGAUGAGGCUGUGAGUUUAGAAGAGAUGCGCCACUCUCUGAAGGAGCAGGUGGUCAAAGCUGUGGUCCCCAAGGGUUACCUGGACGAUGAAACAAUUUAUCACCUACAGCCUAGUGGACGCUUUGUCAUUGGAGGACCUCAGGGUGAUGCUGGACUGACUGGUCGUAAGAUCAUUGUUGAUACAUAUGGAGGUUGGGGGGCCCAUGGUGGUGGAGCUUUUUCUGGAAAGGACUACACAAAAGUGGACCGUUCUGCUGCCUAUGCUGCUCGUUGGGUGGCCAAGUCCCUGGUUAAAGCUGGGCUCUGCAGGCGUGUCUUAGUCCAGGUGUCCUAUGCCAUUGGAGUUGCCCAUCCUUUGUCGGUCUCCAUCUUUAACUAUGGAACAUCUCAGAAGAGUGAACGCGAGCUCCUGGAUAUUGUGACUAACAAUUUUGACCUGCGCCCGGGAAUUAUUGUUAGAGACCUUGACCUAAAGAAGCCAAUCUACCAGGAGACUGCAGCAUAUGGCCAUUUUGGACGGGAUCUCUUUCCAUGGGAGGUGCCCAAGAAGCUCAAAUUCUAACUUGUGUCAUUUAAGGGUGCAUUACUCUCUCCUUCUCUUUCAUGUUUACUCUACUUUUUUUUUUUUUUUUCUUUCUCAAAGCGAAGACCAAUCACAAGAGUCUCUAAAUACAGGUAGAAUCAUAGCUUAAUUAUUUACGUCUUGUAUGUCAUGUUAUACAUGUAAUUAGGAUUUAAAGGCCAAGAAUGUAUCACAAGCCUUUCAUAUAAUGAACAUGUAUUGUUUUGUCAUAUUUAUUUAAGUAUUAGCGACACUGUAACUUGCAUUUUGGCACAGUAUUUAUAUUAGUGAUUUUCAGUUUACCACAACAAAUGCAGCGCCUCUUUCUGUUAGCAAAAUUUUAGUGGCACAACUUUUGAACCUGACCUUAAAAUUUUGAUAGUGUGCUCAGUGAGAUAAAACUUGAGUCAAAACCAUUCUGAGCUGACUCUUCAGACCAUAUCUUUCUGACGUUUUACAGAGAAGUCAGAAGCUGCUAAUAAUAUGGUUUUGUUGAGCUGCACGUUAUGGGAGCAGUUUUUUUUUAUUGAAGUUUCAUUUAUUAACCCUGUGAAUGUUUGAUGUCACUAGCCUACUGACCAAUUGAAGUUAUGUAUUUGCCUAUCCUUGGAAUCUGUGUGAGUGUAACUACAGAGAAACUAUCCAUCCCUCAGUUUAAAGCUACCAUUUGUAAUUGGAAUGGCUGACCCAGCUCUGUUGCAUUUUCACAUAACGUCACUAGAUGCUAUCUGGAUGAGGGGAUGGGAGCUUUAAGACCAUGUUUCUAAUGUUUGACUUGAAUAGAAUACUGCAUGUGAAGGAAAGUUUAGCCGUUAUACAAACUGCACCUACACGAUGGUGUUGUGGUGCAGUGGGGACAAGGUUACUUUAGUAGUGAAUGUAAAAAUGCACACUCCUAUUUCUCUAUAUGUAGCUUUAACAUUGUAGUUGUUAUUUUACAAUCGGGUGAUAUUGCACUCUUCUUUUUACAAACCUAGUACAUAUGUAGUUCCAAGUCUAGGAACAUGUUGACCUUUUAAAAAGACAGUACAUGGUGCUGUAAAUGUGGCAGCAAGAAUUUGCUCCAAAACUAUGUAUUUCUUUUAACUAUUCUGUUGUUCCACUACAGGUGGACACUUCUGAAUCAAUCGUUAAUUGAUUGUUUUGUGUACUAUGGUCAAAUUGUCUUUGAAGUGGUCUUUCAUGUUGUUCCUAGGUGGCACUGUAAUUGUUUUUAUGCUAACUAUUUAUAAUGCAAAUGUGGGCCAAUGCUUAGAUCUCUGGCUCCCCGUUGUGGAUUCUGGAGUGUACUACAGAGAAGCUCUAGGACCACCUUGGUGUUGCUCAGAGCAUUUUACAUUAAACUGUCUCGAGUUUGAAUGAAGGUCAAUUUUCCCAAAUCUAGGUUUUAAGCAGUUGCCUGUUACUUACCCACACAGGAUCAUCAAUAUGCUGGUGUUGUACAGAGAAAACAGCUAGUUUACACGAGUCUGUGUGCGGGCAACUUUUGAUUUUAUUAGUUGAAGUGGACCGUCAAAUGUUGAAAAGUGCCUUUUCUGUUUCUGAAAGCCCUUGUCCGCAAAGUAUUUUUGCUCAUGUUGUAGCUAAAUUACCUUUGGAAUAAUCCUGUAAAGUGACUUUUCUGAAAACCUCUUGAAUAAACUGCACUCUUGCAUGUA
Messenger RNA from Boleophthalmus pectinirostris (great blue-spotted mudskipper), 3096 nucleotides. It is a transcript of the gene mat2aa, whose product is annotated as methionine adenosyltransferase II, alpha a. Gene Ontology annotation, molecular function: ATP binding; methionine adenosyltransferase activity. The coding region runs from base 248 to 1438 and encodes 396 amino acids. NCBI's taxonomy places the organism in Eukaryota, Metazoa, Chordata, Actinopteri, Gobiiformes, Gobiidae. The record is from RefSeq and is a predicted model, not a curated record. Gene Ontology annotation, cellular component: methionine adenosyltransferase complex; cytosol. Gene Ontology annotation, biological process: S-adenosylmethionine biosynthetic process. The transcript is spliced from 9 exons.